Molecule: messenger RNA, 1688 nt
Organism: Brassica oleracea var. oleracea
Lineage: Eukaryota; Viridiplantae; Streptophyta; Magnoliopsida; Brassicales; Brassicaceae
Product: probable ADP-ribosylation factor GTPase-activating protein AGD8
Exons: 7
Coding region: 224-1438 (404 amino acids)
Biological process (GO): COPI coating of Golgi vesicle
Molecular function (GO): GTPase activator activity
Source: RefSeq, a predicted model, not a curated record
UUUACCAUCCAUGUUGCUUUGGGAACGGAACUACGCACAGCGUCUCGUUUCACAACAACAGCACCAAGCUUUAUGCCAUUUCGUAACUGGUAGAGUCUACUGAGGGUAGUAUCGUCAGAUCGAAAUGUUUCCAUCAAAUGUGACUCGUCUCAUCAAAUUUGAUUCGAAGAAGACGAAAGAGGAAGCUUAAAAAAAACAAUAUUUAGAUUUCAAAAACUUGUUAAUGGCUUCUUCCGACAAUCUAACCGACAAGAACAUUGUAUUCAGAAAACUGAAAUCCAAAUCUGAGAACAAGGUAUGCUUCGAUUGCAGUGCGAAGAAUCCGACAUGGGCAUCUGUCACAUACGGUGUUUUCCUCUGCAUCGAUUGCUCUGCUACUCAUCGCAGUCUCGGUGUUCAUAUCAGCUUCGUCAGAUCGACGAAUUUGGAUUCGUGGAGCCCUGAGCAGCUCAGGACUAUGAUGUUCGGUGGCAACAACCGCGCUCAAGUCUUCUUCAAGCAGCAUGGAUGGACCGACGGUGGCAAAAUCGAGGCUAAGUACACUUCGAGAGCUGCUGAUUUGUAUCGCCAGAUUCUUGCUAAAGAAGUUGCCAAAGCCAUUUCACAAGAAGAUACUGCUAAUAACGCUCUACCUGAAUCUCCCGUUGCUGCGGAAGCAUCUAAUGGGAUUUCUUCUUGUUCUGUCAAGGAACAUGAAGCAACAACCUCUUCGCCUAAAGCUUCCAAUACAGUUGUGCCUAGUACGUUUAAGAAACCCAUUGGUGCUAAAAGAAUGGGCAAAACUGGUGGUCUUGGUGCUAGGAAACUUACUACUAAGCCAACGGGAAAUCUCUAUGAGCAGAAACCUGAAGAAGUUGCACCCGUUAUUCCUCCUGCUGCGUCUUCAACUAAUAACGGCGGAAGCAAAUCAUCAGCUGGUUCAUCAUCAUAUGCGUCUCGGUUUGAGUACAAUGACGACUUUCAAUCUGGAGGACAAAGCGUUGGCGGUACACAAGUGCUUAGCCAUGUUGCUCCACCAAAGUCGUCCAGCUUCUUUUCGGAUUUUGGAAUGGACAGUUCUUACCCCAAGAAACCAAGCUUCAACUCCUCAAAAUCUCAAGUUGAAGAGUCAGAUGAAGCAAGAAAGAAGUUUACAAACGCAAAGUCCAUCUCUUCUGCUCAGUACUUUGGUGAUCAGAACAAAAACGCUGAUCUUGAAUCAAAAGCUACUCUUCAGAAGUUUUCAGGCUCAGCAUCUAUAUCAAGCGCUGAUUUUUUCGGUCACGGCCAAGAUGAUUAUUCCAAUGUUGAUAUAACUGCUACUGAUCUCAUUAACCGGCUUUCUUUCCAGGCGCAACAAGAUAUCUCGUCGGUGAUGAACAUAGCAGGCGAAACGAAGAAGAAGCUUGGAACUUUUGCCUCUGGCAUCUUCAGUGAUCUUCAGGAUAGAAUGCUGUAAGAAGAAGACGAGGUCUCUCAUGGUUUAAUAUUUUUACAGAGAAAGAAAUGUCCGGGAAACUUCCAGUGAAGUAGACACGUUUCUCUGUUUUUGAAGAGCUCUUUGGAAUUGAGUCGUGGACUAUUGAUGUUAUCAUCACCCUAUGUGGAUACUAUUGGAUAUGUCAUCAAUAUACUUUUAUUAAUCUUUGUUUGUUUGCAGAAAAAGAUUUAAUUGUUAUGAUAAAGAUAUAUACAGGCGUGUUUUUGAA